This is a messenger RNA of Lodderomyces theae, 870 nucleotides long. It is a transcript of the gene COX11, whose product is annotated as Cox11p. NCBI's taxonomy places the organism in Eukaryota, Fungi, Ascomycota, Pichiomycetes, Serinales, Debaryomycetaceae. The transcript has a single exon. Gene Ontology annotation, molecular function: copper ion binding. Bases 1 to 870 code for a protein of 289 amino acids. The record is from RefSeq and is a predicted model, not a curated record. Gene Ontology annotation, cellular component: mitochondrial inner membrane.
AUGAUAGGAGUAAUCAGACUACGUGUUGCAGGAGUUAGCACAAUGCAGAUGAUGAAGCUGUCUCCAUCCCUGUUUUGUCGUCUACCUUGCGUGCCUCGUUUGGCCCGCCCGUUUCACCAAUCAGUCAUCUACAAACAACUCAAUCAGCAACAACCAACACCACCACCACCACCACAACAGACCCAAUCACAAAUUGAAGCCAGACUUGAAGCAGAAAGAGCUCGUGUUGAUAAACUUGCAAAGGAGAGGGAGGAGCGCCAAAGGUAUAAAAAUAGAACUGCAACAUACUAUGCUGCUUCCCUAGGCAUUGUGUUUCUAGCAUUGGCAUUUUGUGCUGUGCCUGUAUAUCGGGCCAUUUGUCAGCGUACUGGAUGGGGUGGUAUCCCCAUCACUGAUAGCACGAGGUUCACGCCAGACAAGUUGAUUCCCGUGGACACUAAUAAGCGUAUUCGUGUACAAUUUACGUGUCAGUCCUCAGGUGUUUUGCCUUGGAAAUUCACUCCUUUGCAGCGUGAAGUAUAUGUUGUUCCUGGUGAAACUGCAUUGGCCUUUUAUCGUGCCAAGAAUAUGAGCAAGGAGGAUAUUAUAGGUAUGGCUACGUACUCAAUCAUUCCUGAGAAUGCCGCUGCCUAUUUCAACAAGAUUCAGUGUUUUUGUUUUGAAGAACAACGAUUGAGUGCUGGCGAAGAAGUUGAUAUGCCUGUUUUCUUUUUCAUUGAUCCUGAUUUUGCCAAGGAUCCAAACAUGAGAGGUAUUGAUGAUGUUGUUUUGCAUUAUUCAUUCUUCAAAGCGGCUUAUUCUGAGGGUGAAUUGUCAGCUGUGCCUAGUAGUAGGAAAGUGGAAUUGAAGGCAGAGUUGGUGCAGGGAUAA